CCACGUCAUGUGACCGCAACAACGAAAUCAAUUUCCCCCUCCCUCAUUCCUACCCUUCUAUCUCCCCUUAGAACUACCACAAUCCAGAGACGGAUGAAAGCAGAGAAAAUAUCAAGAAUCGACAAACAAUUAAUUCAUCCAUGUAGAUCGUCAACCCUCUCAAUCUCAUAAAAAAAGCUCUAAUUUUGUCGCAAUGGACGAGACAUUCUUCGAUCUAAUGGAGUUCUUAAAGAAACCUUCAAUAACUGAAACAUUCGUCGACAUUUUGCUUUGUGCAGUACCGAUAUGGCUAGCCGUUAUGAUCGGCCUCGUUAUUGGCUGGUCCUGGCGGCCUAGGUGGACCGGAUUGGUAUUUCUUGGCUUGAGGAGCAAGUUUAGGUUCCUUUGGGCUCCUCCUGGAUUCGGAGCUCGGCGUCUCUGGCUCGCUUUUACGGCUCUAUCUGCUCUCUCUGUUUGCCGCACCAUUUGGUCCAAUUUUAAGGGUAAAGAUGGAAAAUCAGUACCCGCCGCUGCGGCUUCAUCUUCGGGAGCGAAAUCGGGGGAGAGACGUGACGGUUCUGUUAGCUCCACUGGUGAGCUGGAGGACAGGGAGGACAUUGUGACAGAGAAAGACUUAGAACACCUAUUGCAUCUGCUGGAGGGGAAGGAUGGACAGAAGGAGUGGCAAUGUAUGAUGGAAAGGUCAACCUCGAACAUGAGAUACCAAGCUUGGCGCCAUGAGCCUCAGGAAGGUCCCAUUAUUUACCGAAGUAGAACUGUCUUUGAGGAUGCAACUCCAGAGUUGGUUAGAGAUUUCUUCUGGGAUGAUGAGUUUCGACCUAAAUGGGAUCCGAUGCUUGCAUACUUUAAAAUACUUGAAGAGUGCCCUCAUACUGGUAGAAUGAUUGUGCACUGGAUAAAAAAGUUCCCAUUUUUUUGUAGUGAUCGAGAAUAUAUCAUUGGUCGAAGAAUAUGGGAUGCUAGGAAGGCAUCUUAUUGUGUGACCAAGGGGGUGCCUUAUCCAGGCCUGCACAAACGUGACAAGCCUAGGCGUGUUGAGCUUUAUUUCUCAAGUUGGGUUAUUAGGGCUGUGGAAUCCCGUAGAGGAGAUGGACAGAUGUCUGCUUGUGAGGUUACCCUUUUACAUUAUGAGGACAUGGGGAUCCCCAAAGACGUGGCAAAGUUGGGGGUACGACAUGGGAUGUGGGGAGCUGUCAAGAAGCUGCAUUCUGGUAUGAGAGCAUACCAGAAUGCAAGGAAAUCGGAGGCUUCACUGUCCAGAUGCGCGCUCAUGGCUAGAAUCACCACAAAAGUUUCUUUUGAUGAAGGCAUGGAUUCUUCAGAACCAGUUGCUGGUGAAGAGGAUAAAAGUCAAGCUGUAGAUAUCCGAAGACACAAUGAUCACGGAAUUGAUUGGAAAUGGAUAGUUAUAGGUGGAACGGUAACGCUGGUUUGCUGUCUUCACUCCGGUGCAAUUGGGAAGGCAUUGCUACUUGGAGCAGGCCAAAGAAUUGCACGGAGGUGAGAAUUUUCAGAUCAAAGAUAUUAUGUACCUCCCCAACGGUUUCAAGGAUUUGUGAAAUUUUAUCCACUUGUUGCGUUUUGCAAGGAUUUGUGAAAUUUUAUUCACUUGUUGAGUUAAGGGCCAAUAUUUAUCAAAGAUCAAUGAUCAAUAUUUUUUUCAUAUU
Messenger RNA from Populus euphratica (Euphrates poplar), 1667 nucleotides. RefSeq names its product stAR-related lipid transfer protein 7, mitochondrial. The transcript has 6 exons. The record is from RefSeq and is a predicted model, not a curated record. NCBI's taxonomy places the organism in Eukaryota, Viridiplantae, Streptophyta, Magnoliopsida, Malpighiales, Salicaceae. Bases 194 to 1504 code for a protein of 436 amino acids. Gene Ontology annotation, molecular function: lipid binding.